Messenger RNA from Myodes glareolus (Bank vole), 2112 nucleotides. Lineage: Eukaryota; Metazoa; Chordata; Mammalia; Rodentia; Cricetidae. The record is from RefSeq and is a predicted model, not a curated record.
GGACACCUGAGGGCCCCCUGUCAGGGAAACAGACCUGGGGCAGAGCUUGUGUUAUGAGUCUGUAAGGACAGAACCUAGAUGAGUCCAUUGAAGGACAAAUCUGGGACAAGUCCAGGAGAAGCGGCACUAGCAGACAUGUGUGCAGUGAUGAUAAGAGUGACCUACAGGCAGACAGGAGUGUUAAUCUGGAGUGUGAUGUAGGAAGAAGUGAAGUGAGACUGAAGAAUAGUAUAAAAAGUGAGACAAAGGGACCAGAAGCCAUUCUCAAGAUGAUCUGCUAGAGACUCUGUCAGAGAGGCGCCAGAGAAGCUCUACAGCAUCGAGAAUCAAUCAAUCAAUCGAUCAACGAGACAUUGGACCAGAGACAUUGGACCAGAGAUCUUCCAAGAACCAGAGAACUUGCUCUUGCCAGCAGAUCAAGACUUGCUGAUCCAGAGGUCUACGUCGAGAGCCACGAACCAUCAUCAGGUUCACUGUCCGAACACGUCUGUUCCAGAAAGAGUCCACCAAUUCCUGAAUCUCAGAUUGGUCAACCGGUACAAAGCAGACGACGUUAUAAGACAAAGACACAGGCAAGACAAAAAGACAAAGAGCACUCUUAACCGGUAGAUGCUAAUGAACCUCCGGACUCUUGGAGGUCCCCGUGGGUUCCCUGGGGUUCCCAACAAAUGCACCAAAUGUUGUGCCCAGAUUAUGACCCCAAGAGAGAGACCACCAGAAACCAGAGAAGUCCAAACUGCAAUAACAAGUUUGUAAACAAGUUAUUGUAAGCAAGCAUAAUACAAGGUAGCUCGGAACUAUCUCCAACACCAAUCGCAGCGAGGUCUACUGGAAAAAGAAGCUCGGAGAAGGAGAAUUAUUCUGAACCAGAAUCAAAAGAACACUCUUCUUGCAUGGUUUGAAAAGAAUCCUAAUCCAGAUUUAGCUACAAGGGGGCAUCUGGCUAAAGAACUGGGCAUCUCAGAGUCUCAAAUUAUGACUUGGUUUCAGAAGAACAGAAAAAUACAGAAACAAGUGGAGUUUGAAUGUUACUUUGAAGAAAGUCAAGCCCCAAAACAGGAUAAACCUAAAGUUAAAGAAGCUCGGAGGAGCCGGACACAUUUCUCAAGAUUUCAGACUGAUAUUCUAAUUGAAGCUUUCGAGAAGAAUCGAUUCCCUGGGAUUGCUACCAGGGAAAAACUGGCUCAACGAACAGGCAUCCCGGAAUCCAGAAUUCAUAUAUGGUUUCAGAACCGGAGAGCUCGGCAUCCAGGUCGCAAACAGGCAACUGCUCAGCUUUCCCAGAACAGCCAGUGCCCUGCCCUGAAGACUACUGAUCAACCUGCUCCUUCCAAAACUCUCUCCAGCCGCUUGUCAGUUACAACAGCUCUUUCUCCACCCCACACACCAUCUGGUCCUUUGAAUCUCUCCAGGGGCCAUCAGAAGCAGUUGUCAAGGACCACAGUACUACAGCCCUCCCAGGUGGUACAGGGAAGGGGUGAUGGUCAAAAUUCCUCAGUGUUUAUUGGCCACUUAUCACCGGUAGUAACUCCAGGAGAGGAGGGCUUCCACACUCAGGCUCCUUUUUGCCUCCAAAUCCAAGAAAGACUGCAAGAUCCCGGUGAGAGCAGUGGCUCGGCUGUACCACCCUUAGACAGGUCUACUCGGGCUCCAGCUGUCAAUCAACACUUUCGGGAACUGGACCAGAAACACUUUACCUUUCUGCAACACUGGGAUGAAUGGCUCCGGUCGAUGCUGGCUGAAUGGAUACCUGACGAAAAAUACUGGUCUCCUGGUGAAUCUGAGCUCCAUCCACAACAGGUGCAGCUUCAGCAGCCUGCCAGUAUAUCUCAUCAAGUGGACACAACUCCACAGCAAUAGGUUUAAGCCUCAAGCCUUUUCUGUUAAUCCCCACUGCACACCAGUUUUCAGGAAAAGACCUCAUCUUUCCACAUCCCGGCUCCAUUGUGUUUUGCUUGGAGAGCUUCUCAGAUAGUUUCAGAUUCUCUUUCACAGCGUGAAGUUCAUCAGUGACUCAGAUUCAGGAAACUGUCAAGAUCCUAAUCCAGGACAUCUGUCCUUGGGUUUGAAAUCAGUGGAUAUAGUAAAGAAUAAAUAUACCGAAUUAUGGAA